AUGCCGAAAUCAGAAACUAAGAGACAUCCAUUAUUCUCCAAACGCAUCACUGCCACACCCAGCCCUCUUCCGUAUAGUCGCCACGGACUUAUCAUAUUCACUGGGGUUUCUGGCCAUGUGGGCUUUCGCGUACUCGCCGAAGCUCUCAGCAGAGGCUACAAGGUCCGCGCCGUGAUUCGCAAGCCCGAACAGGCUCAGCUGAUAAAAACUACCGAAUCUAUUAAUUCCUACUUAAGCCGUCUAGAGUUCUAUGUGCUUCCCGACUUGUUCCUACCUGCAGCCUUUGACGGCACGCUACAAGGGGCGACCGAAGUGAUUCAUGUUGCCUGCCCCCUUCCCCGACAAAGUGAUAAUUACGAGUGGGACCUGAUCGAGCCGGCCAUCAAUGCUACAGUGGGCAUUCUCAAAUCGGCUGUGAAGGUUCCGUCGAUUAGAAGGGUAGCCAUAACAUCGUCUAUGGCGGCUCUUCACACUUGGGAAUAUAUCACUUCGCCUGACACGACCCGGGUGUUCACUGUUCGAGACUCUUAUAUCCCACCUGGGCCUGAUACUCCCUUCGAAAAUGCCAUGCAAGCCUAUGCAGCUUCCAAGGCAUCCGCCUUUGUUGCCGCCGAGCGCUUUAUUAAAGAAGCUAAGCCGACCUUUAACAUUUUCAAUAUUUUGCCCUCUAUGGUGAUCAGAAAGAACGAGCUAAACCGCACGAGGGAGGAGGUCGUCAGCGGCUCGAAUGCCACGGCCAUCAGCGUCUUGCUGACUACUAUGAGCGAUAUGCCCGCGCUUGGGGUUUCAAUCCACGUUAAUGAUGUUGCCAAGGCUCACUUUGAUGCCUUGAACCCCGCUCUCGCCGGACAUUGUAACUUUCUCUGGUCUUCUGGAGGAUUGGAAGGCACUACAUGGGAGCAGGCAAAGGAGAUCGUCAGGAAACACUUCAGUGAAGAGGUAGCUGACGGGACUCUACCCCUUGCCGGUAGACUCCCGAUCAGACUUAUUCGUUUUGAGGCGCAGGUGAAGAGCGUCGUUGGGCACUAUCUGGAUCUCUCCAAGUAA
Fusarium redolens is the source of this 1047-nucleotide messenger RNA. RefSeq lists its product as uncharacterized. NCBI's taxonomy places the organism in Eukaryota, Fungi, Ascomycota, Sordariomycetes, Hypocreales, Nectriaceae. Gene Ontology annotation, molecular function: oxidoreductase activity, acting on the CH-OH group of donors, NAD or NADP as acceptor. The record is from RefSeq and is a predicted model, not a curated record. Bases 1 to 1047 code for a protein of 348 amino acids. The transcript is spliced from 5 exons.